AAGGGCGGGGUUAAACGAGAGAAAAGAAACUGUCGUUAUCAUCAUGGCGGGAUACAUGAAAGAACGAAAGCGUGUAAUGUGUACAAGAGCCGAGUCCAUAUUUUUUACGGUGCUGCUUUUUUGUUUACCUCAAACAUCAUCACAAACUACAGGUAACAAGCCAACAAUAAUCGAUCUCAGAGAUGGAGAAUCAUAUGCAAUAGCAGGGACCAACCUGUUCUGUUACACAAACACCAUUGUCCCAAACUGGAGGCAAACUUGGACAAGAAUUCAGGUCAGAGUUUGGAGUCUGAAGAUGUUCAAGGUAGAAACCGUAAGAGGUGAGGAAGAACUGCAAGAGCUGGAGCGCUUCACUCUCUGGAGCUGGGUCCAGGGUUUGUUGCGUGAAGGCCACAAUGAAACCACUAUAAACAUCAACCUGUUCAGCAACAAGACAUGUUUCAAGAUUGAACCUACUGACGAGACCAAUUACACUGUCAAGUCACUACGCAAGUUUGACAUCUAUUUAUUUAUUGUUUUCCUCGCUGGAGUAAUGCUGUUUGCUUUUGCCGACUCCCUAAGCAGGAGCCAAAUCUUCUUCUACUCUGCUGGCAUGGGUACAGGAAUGAUUGCUUCUCUCAUCAUUGUCUUUUUCUUACUGGCUCGGCUUUUGCCAAGGAGAAGCCCCUUUUAUUUAUUUAUUGUUGGCGGCUGGUCAUUCUCUGUGUACACCAUCCAACUUGUCUGUAGGAACCUCAACCUGAUCCUUCAAGAACAUUGGCAUGCGGCUUUAGGUUACGUGGGAGUGGUUGGCUUCAUCAGUUUCGCUGUGUGUUACCGCUACGGCCCUCUGGUGGAUGAAAAGAGCGUCAACAUUCUGUCAUGGACGCUGCAGUUGUUCGGCUUGCUCUUCAUUUAUCUAGGAAUUCAAAUUCAGCAAGUCGCAUUUGCCAUUAUUGUCGCAGCCCUGCUUGCUAAGAAUCUGGAGUACCCCAUCGUGAUGGCAGUCGUUGUAGCGAGGAAAAUCCGACACUAUAUUCACUGGAAGCCGGAGAAGCGUCGCCUGUUGACAGAGGAAGAGUAUCGCAAGCAAGGGGAGGAGGAGACUCUGCGUUCCCUGGAAGAGUUGAGGAAGUACUGUAACAGCCCAGAGUUCAGCCCAUGGAAGGCAGUAAGCAGGCUUCAGUCCCCCAAGAGGUUUGCUGAUUUCAUUGAGGGGUCAUCUCACUUGAUGGCAAAUGAGGUGUCUGUUCACGCGCAGGAAUAUGGCUGCAGAGAUUUUUGGGAGAACGACUUUUUUGACACAGAUGAUGACGACGAAGACCCAUCCAGCCUCUGCCAAAACCAGGGUGGAGCAACUCGCAUGCCUUAAAAAAGUGAACCUUGAAUUUCUACCCUUUGGAAAGGUCGACACUACCACUCAAGACUGUUGAGCCACUGGGUUGCAGAAGAAGUUGUAGGCCAUUACAGACUCAAGUGUGGUCAUUUUUAUUAAGAUGAUAUAUUUUUUUCACAAUGUACGGUAGCUGGAUUUCCUCACAUAGGGCCAAAGACUUCUUUUAGAAUGAGAUCAAACAUUGAACUUGGAACACGGUUUAUGGGAGUGUGAAUUUUUGUGACAGCAUAUGACUGUAGUAUACUGCAGAUAGAGCUGAUAAAGUUUUAUUUUGAAGCA
Dunckerocampus dactyliophorus (ringed pipefish) is the source of this 1654-nucleotide messenger RNA. RefSeq names its product nuclear envelope integral membrane protein 1 (gene nemp1). Gene Ontology annotation, cellular component: nuclear envelope. Bases 44 to 1351 code for a protein of 435 amino acids. NCBI's taxonomy places the organism in Eukaryota, Metazoa, Chordata, Actinopteri, Syngnathiformes, Syngnathidae. The record is from RefSeq and is a predicted model, not a curated record. The transcript has 9 exons.